Messenger RNA from Eurypyga helias (sunbittern), 681 nucleotides. RefSeq names its product E3 ubiquitin-protein ligase NEURL1-like. Gene Ontology annotation, biological process: nervous system development; negative regulation of Notch signaling pathway. The transcript has a single exon. NCBI's taxonomy places the organism in Eukaryota, Metazoa, Chordata, Aves, Eurypygiformes, Eurypygidae. Gene Ontology annotation, cellular component: postsynaptic density; plasma membrane. Gene Ontology annotation, molecular function: ubiquitin protein ligase activity. The annotation marks the transcript as partial. The record is from RefSeq and is a predicted model, not a curated record.
ACAGUGAAAUCAUUCCUCCCGACUGCCUGCGGCCCCGCUCCUUCACCGCCAUCCGCCGGCCCUCGCUGCGGCGGGACACAGAGGACACGCGCCUCUCGGUCAGCCUGUGCGACCUCAACCUGCAGGAAGAGACCUUCCACGUGACGGCCACCACGUGCCCCAUCCCGCAGAACUCCCUCAACUCCCAACACUCCCACCUCCUCCCCUCCCAGCUGGAGAGUGACCUCCGCUUCCACCACCUCCGGGGACCUCACGUCAAAAUCCUCGAUGACCAAACCGUGGCCCGUCUGGAGCACGCCCGGGAGGAGAGGACUUUGGUUUUCACCAGCAGACCCCUUCGGAUCAACGAAACCAUUUUCGUCAAGAUCAACAAGUCCAGUGCCGUGCGCACGGGGACGCUGUCCUAUGGGGUGACAUCCUGCGACCCCAGCACCUUGCGCCCCAGCGACCUCCCCUAUAACCCCGAGUCCCUCGUCGACCGAAAGGAGUUCUGGGCCAUCUGCCGAGUCGUGGUGCCCCUCCAGAGCGGAGACAUCCUGGGAUUUAUGGUGAAUUCAGAUGGUGAGCUGCACUUGAGUCACAACGGUGCCGGCACUGGCAUGCAGGUCUGUGUGGACUGUUCCCAGCCCCUCUGGAUGUUCUUCGUUUUACAUGGUGCGGUGACGCAAAUUCGACUGUUGG